Molecule: messenger RNA, 974 nt
Organism: Rhododendron vialii
Lineage: Eukaryota; Viridiplantae; Streptophyta; Magnoliopsida; Ericales; Ericaceae
Product: disease resistance protein RPV1-like
Exons: 3
Coding region: 320-793 (157 amino acids)
Biological process (GO): signal transduction
Source: RefSeq, a predicted model, not a curated record
UCACCUCUGUCAAUAGGGAUUAAAAAAUCUGGCCAUCAACCUAACCCCUACCACCCCCCGCUCUCUAUCCCUGAUUCCCUCUUCGUCAAAAUCCCUCGAUUUAUUUAUUUUUAAUAAUGUUACUCCUCAGUCCUCUGUGCUGUGUUUUUUCUUUGCAGAUGACGAUGAUAGAUUACGGAACUCUUAGAAUUCGUUCUACAAGGGGUAUGAAUCUCAUGUAAUCAAACAAGUCACGUAACAAGAAGUAUACAAGGCAAUCCGUCUCUCGGAAAAGGCACAAGUCUUACAUCAAUCUAUAAUUCAUCUUUGAGCUUGGCGCAUGGAGACUUCUUGGGAAAAUGAAGCCCCUUCCUUGUCCUCCUCCAUCCCAUCAAAUUUCAAAUAUGACGUCUUUUUGAGUUUCAGUGGACUAGAUACCCGCAACAAUUUUACCAGCCAUCUUUUAGCUGCUUUAGAGCAACAUGGCUUUCAUACAUUUAGAGACGACACAAAGCUCAACCGAGGAGAAAAUAUUGGUUAUGAACUUCUGAAAGCAAUUGAGGAGUCAAGAAUUUCGCUGGUCAUUCUCUCAAGAAAUUAUGCUGCAUCCAGGUGGUGCCUUGACGAACUUGUGAAGAUCAUGGAGUGCAGGGAGACCUUGCAACAGAUUGUUGUGCCUAUCUUUUAUAACGUUGAGCCAUCUGACGUGAGGGCGCAGAAGGGGAGUCUGGAAGAAGCAUUUGCCAAGCAUGAAGAGUGUCUUAAAGAGGGUUUAGGUGGCAGGGUGGAGAAGCGGAGGGAAGCUCUCACUUAGGUUGCCAAUUUGUCUGGUUGGGAUUUGCCAAAGGUGGCCAAUGGUGAUGAAGCACAUUUAAUUCGGGAAGCCGUUAAAGUGGUUCAAAAUAAGUUAGAUCUUGUACAUCUACAUAUCUCAUGCCACGAAAUUGGACUAGAGUCUCGCCUUCAAAAACUCAAUUCGUUGUUGAAAAUGGAAC